Molecule: messenger RNA, 1073 nt
Organism: Sceloporus undulatus (fence lizard)
Lineage: Eukaryota; Metazoa; Chordata; Lepidosauria; Squamata; Phrynosomatidae
Gene: C7HXorf65
Product: chromosome 7 CXorf65 homolog
Exons: 6
Coding region: 310-993 (227 amino acids)
Source: RefSeq, a predicted model, not a curated record
UUGGGGACCCCUGGGCUGUUAGGCCGGGAGAGGCCUCUUUUCGAUUCCAAGCAAAAAUGACCCAAAAUUGACUUCUGGGUCACUUCCCUAGGGGUUGGGGGCAGCAAGGGUUAUGAAGUGGCCAUCCAAGGUACCCCAAUGCUGCCUCCUAACCCUCUAAGGUUGCCCGCCAGCCCUGUUUUGGAGAGCCAUGCUCCCAAAAUUGCCCCCAGCAUCCACUGUUGGUGGCCAGUUGUUCACGAUGGUGGAAAUUUUAGCAGCACAGUUCUUCUCUUGGAGUGUUCUGCUAUGAAGUUCUGAGACAUCACAAUGGCUCCGGGUCCACAAUGGCCGGUGCAGAGUCCUUUGCCCUAUGGACAGGGCAGCCGGGGCAUGUUUAUCAGCAUUAAAUAUGGAGAAAACCGACAGUUCCUGGCCAACAUCAACUGCUCAGUCUUGCUCCUAAUGCAUUACCUUCGCGACAAAGUGGGUCUGCAGAGGACAGACCCCAUUGACUUAUGCGAAGAGAAUGGGACCCUCAAACUCCUCUUCCUAGUCAAGUUCCCGGAAGAAAGUGCCACCAAGUACCUAACCCCCCGAGGCUCCUACUACAUCUGCAAAGUGGAACACGGUGCACCGGGGACCAAGCAUGAAAACGGCUACCGCGCCUUUUUCCCUAUAUACAAACACCCACCAAGUGAAUUGCUGGAAUCCCUGCGCAACCAGUGUGACUUUCUGGAGAAAAGCCGCCUCCGGCUGCUCAAGAGCCAAGAUGCCAGGAAGCCACCGACCAUGGAGUCGCUCCUUUCUUGCAUGGCAAACCUGCAAACGGUGGGGAAAAGCAGCGGGAAAGCUGGCGUGAGCCUCUCCUCCGGCCUGGACGAAGAAGGCACGCCUCGCAAGGCCACCACCACCGCCAAGAGCCGGGCAGAGGCCAGCAGGAAGGAGAAGCACCUUUCAGGGGGCUCCUGGGGGAAGGCUGGGCUGUCAUCACUGGGAAACCCCCGGAUCUGAAUAAAGCUCAUUUGGGACUCUCCAAGGCCUUGCUAGCUUGCAAAUGUUCUGACAGAUGUCUUGUACUACAGGUCCCAUCA